This is a messenger RNA of Ruditapes philippinarum (Manila clam), 1449 nucleotides long. RefSeq lists its product as uncharacterized. The record is from RefSeq and is a predicted model, not a curated record. The transcript is spliced from 7 exons. Bases 140 to 880 code for a protein of 246 amino acids. Gene Ontology annotation, biological process: DNA-templated transcription initiation. Lineage: Eukaryota; Metazoa; Mollusca; Bivalvia; Venerida; Veneridae. Gene Ontology annotation, molecular function: DNA binding; RNA polymerase II general transcription initiation factor activity.
UAAGUUUUAAGCGACGUAAAACAUGGCAGCCACCGGCGCAAAUAAUGAGAAAUAAACUUUAGCAUGUUAAGAAAGCAUUGACAUCUUCAUAUAAUCAACGAUAGCAGUUUUAUUUCGUUGAAAAAUAUAUUUAGUCGAAAUGGAAGGCCAAAACUUUCCGUACAGUAGCGGUAUGACGCCACAACAGAGUCCCAUUGUGUCACCUGGAACGUUGCAGGCAUUUGGUUUAGGACCAACACCGACACCUGUUAUGCCUCCAUCAAACAACAGUUUAUACCCUCCUGCCACACCUGGGGGUCCUAUGACACCGAUAUCUCCAGCCCCGGCAUCAGAGGGAUCUGGCAUCGUACCAACAUUACAGAAUAUUGUAUGUACAGUGAAUCUAGGUUGUAAAUUAGAUCUCAAGAAGAUAGCUCUGCAUGCUAGGAAUGCCGAGUAUAAUCCUAAACGUUUUGCUGCUGUAAUCAUGAGAAUCCGGGAACCAAGAACUACAGCUCUUAUAUUUAGUUCAGGCAAGAUGGUGUGUACAGGUGCUAAAAGUGAGGAUCAAGCUAAGCUGGCUGCAAGAAAAUAUGCUAGAAUUGUACAGAAACUUGGAUUCAUGGCAAAAUUUAAAGAUUUCAAGAUACAGAAUAUGGUUGGAAGUUGUGAUGUAAAGUUUCCUAUUAGGUUAGAAGGACUAGUACUCACCCAUGGAAAAUUCUCAAGUUACGAGCCAGAGUUGUUUCCAGGUCUGAUAUACAGAAUGAUGAAACCAAGGAUUGUUCUGCUGAUAUUUGUCUCAGGAAAAGUUGUGUUAACAGGUGCCAAAGUGAGGGAAGAAAUUUAUGAAGCAUUUGAAAACAUUUAUCCAAUAUUGAAAGGAUUUAAGAAACAAUAGCAGUGGCUGUCCUCAUGUGUACAUGUGUAUAUAAUUAUGUUUGUAAAUAAUCCGUUAAAUCAUGUGAAGUAGACAGUCAGGAAGACGAGGUUCACUAGUUGGAUGGAAGUUGCUCUAUUCAUGUAUUUACACUAUAAGUGGACAUUUUUAUACAUGCUCAUUAGAUUAUAUCAUUACAUUUGUGAUUCAAAGAACAUUGUCUUGUGUUCAGUUUAGUGAGAUGUGAGGAAGUUGUACACUAUUAGAGACUUCAACCAUGCAACUCUCACCAUGGAAACAUUCUUUCUGUGUACUUGGCAUGUUCAAGUAUUGAUAAGUGCAUCUAAAUGUAUCUGUGUGACAAAUAGAAGUUAUAAUUCUUCUUAAGGGUCAGUGCUUUAUAUUGAAACACAGUGUAAGGUUGAAACAUUAUUUAUGGAAGAUGUACUCAAAUUAUGUGUUAUAAUUGUUUGAGGUAAAAUGCAUAUGACAUUCUAUUUGUUGACAACACUUCAUAUUUUUGUGUUUCUAUUUUAAAAUAUAAGAAUAUUUGUUUGACUGAAAAAAAACCCACCUUUUUCCUUAUGUUU